Messenger RNA from Condylostylus longicornis, 2982 nucleotides. RefSeq lists its product as uncharacterized. The record is from RefSeq and is a predicted model, not a curated record. Gene Ontology annotation, molecular function: catalytic activity. The transcript is spliced from 7 exons. The coding region runs from base 1 to 2982 and encodes 993 amino acids. NCBI's taxonomy places the organism in Eukaryota, Metazoa, Arthropoda, Insecta, Diptera, Dolichopodidae.
AUGUGUCCACUACAACCGAUACAGUGUUCAGACUUGGUACAAAGUGGUAUACACAGGAUUGGGAUUUUCAUAUCAAUAAAAUUAAGAACAAUCAUGACUCGUCGAGCAAAUCACGGCACCAGAAAUAAUCGAGACUUUGGGCCAAGUGGAGUAGACGAAAUCAUAAGGUUAGGAAUUCAAAAAGCAAAGUCAGUAGUUACAAUAAAUGAACCGGUAAAAACAGUACUAAUAAUAUUAGCAAAAAAGACAACAGAAAUGCCAAUAACACCCGAAGCCAUAAUAUUAAUAAUAAAAAUAAAUAACUAUCCUAAUUUUGUUCAUGGGGGUGUUUUCACGGGUUCUUCUUCUGUAUUAGCUAGUGGACAGGCAUCUGGCAUUUCUAGUUACCCAGCUAUUCCUGUAAAAUCGUUUUCGGCGCCUGUAACUCAAAGUAUUGCCAACCCGCUUCUUCCUCCUAUAGAGCGUAUGACAAAAAAAAAACGGCUGAAGAGGGCGACAGCGUUUACGUAUUAUCGCGAUUUAGAGAUCGAGCCGUGUAUGACAAUGAUAAGUUUGAAAGUUUUUAUUCAGAGUGAGGGUCUUCCUACUGAAUAUGCACAUUUAUUUAAAUUACUUAAAAAAUUUCACGAGACUCUAGAUGUAUCAUCUCUUCAAGUUGACAAAGACUUAGAAACAUACAGGAAUCAUAUGAAAAAUUUUUUCGUUCCUCCGACUCGACGUAAUAACUCUAACCUAAUCCAUCUGACUGAUUCUGGUAAUAGUUCAACAAGGUCAUUAAAACAGCUUUCGUUAUAUUACCAGAAUGUGAGGGGCCUUAGGACUAAAACGAACGAAAUCCAUAAAAACUCUUUAUUGCUUGACUUUGAUGUUUACUUAUUGUCUGAAACAUGGUUGCAUAAUUCUAUUGACUCAUUAGAGUUGUUUGAUCACUCUUAUGUGGUCUUUAGGAAAGAUAGACUUCAUACAGUUUCUGACAAUGUAAACAUACCCAAGGGUGGAGGAGUUCUUUUAGCUUUGAAAAAUAUCUUUAACGCGUCUGAAUUUAAUUUAUCUCAAUUCCCAUCUUUGGAAGUAGUUGCAAUUAAAAUUCGUUUUGCCAAAAAGUCCUUGUUUUUUAUUUGUUGUUAUAUUCCUCCUAACUCUUCGUGUGAAACUUAUCACAAUUUAGUGGAGGCUGUUGAUUACAUUUCGUCUCUGGCUAAUGCAGAGGAUGACUUAAUUAUCUGUGGGGAUUUUAAUUUACCUCAUAUUUCUUGGAAAUCGGUCGAUGAGGAAAAUUACAUGACGCCAGCUUAUAUAUCUUCUAAUGCUGAAGCAACACUUAUUGACGGUUUUAAUUCUUAUGAUUUACAACAAAUUUCCAACACUUUUAAUUCUAGUGGUAGAAUGCUUGACCUUAUCUUUACUUCUGAUUGGGUUAAUGCCUUUUACUCUCCUAUUUUCACGCCUUUAACUAAAAUUGACAACUAUCACCCUCCGAUAGGAUUUAGCUAUAACUAUGAUAGUCCUAUAAACUCUCGGCCUAAUAUAUCAUUUGGAUAUAAUUUUGCUAGAGUUGAUUUUGUAGGUCUAAAAAAUUAUUUCUUUACGGUGGAUUUGGAGACAUUACUUUGUAAAGUUCCUAUUGACGAAGCAGUAAAGAAAUUUUAUGAUGUCGUUUUACAUGGUUAUGACAUGUAUGUUCCUAAAACGCGUAAUAAGAGUAUUGAUUCAAGUCCGGUUUGGUUCUCAAUUGAGUUGAAAAAAUUGACAAAUAAAAAGAAUAAGGCGUGGAGAAAAUAUGUUAAGACUCAGAGCUCUGAAUCUUAUUCUACUUUCAUAAAUUUAUUUUAUUCGUUUAAACGUAUGUGUGAAGUGAGCUAUAGUAAUUAUUUGUCAGGCUGCUCUUUGGAAUUAAAGCAAAAUCCCAAAUCUUUCUGGAAGUUUGUUAAUUCUAAAAGGAAAUCUGAUCAAUUUCCAAACUUUAUGACUUAUGAUCUAUCGUCAACUAAGGUUUGUUCUUAUUUGGAAGCUUUAAACAAUGAUUGCUUUCCGGGCCCUGAUAAUAUUCCUGAGAUUGUCUUAAAACAAUGUUCUCGUGUCUUAUCAAAGCCAAUUUCAACUUUAUUUAAUAGAUCUAUUUCUGAAGGUACUUUUCCUAGUUGGUGGAAAACCUCUUUCAUACGACCGGUGCAUAAAAAGGGAGAAAAAAAGAACAUUGAAAAUUAUCGUCCGAUAGCUAAGCUUUCUAGCAUCCCUAAAGUAUUUGAAUUAAUGGUUUAUGACGUAAUCUACAAUUAUUGCUCAGAAUUGGUAGUGCCAAAUCAACAUGGGUUUUUAAAAAUGAAAUCUACAGUUACUAAUCUUGUUGAAUGUAGUUCUAAAUUUUUAAAUACGAUGGAGGCUGGAUCCCAAACGGAUGUAAUUUAUACUGAUCUGAGCAAGGCUUUUGAUUUACUACCACAUAAUGUAGUACUUUUUAAGCUAGAAAAGUAUGGUUUUCCUCCUUUUUUCAUUAAAUGGAUUGGUUCUUAUUUGUGUAGUAGGAAAUAUGGAGUUAUUUUUCGUUCAUGUACCUCCAAUUACUUUGUUGCAAAUUCGGGUGUACCUCAGGGUAGUCAUUUGGGGCCUCUUCUUUUCACUAUUAGUAUUAAUGAUGUAACGCGCGUAAUAAAACACAGUGAUUUAAGUAUUUAUGCUGAUGAUAUGAAAAUUUACAGAAGAAUAGACUCCGCUACUGAUACAUUGCCCGUACAGCGGGACCUGGAUUCUUUGCUAAUUGGUGCAACUUUAACAAUCUUUCCCUUAACGUCUCUAAGUGCUCCGCAGGUUAGUUCUAUUAAAGAUUUGGGGGUUGUAUUUGACGAAAAGUUGACGUUUAGACAGCACUAUAACGCCGUGAUUAGUAAAGCUAAUUCAGUCUUAGGUUUCGUUAAGCGUUAUACAAAGGAGUUUAAUGAUCCCUACGUUAUAAAAACUUUGUUUGUGACUUAUAUUAACUAA